CUCUCUCUCUCUCCCAGAGAGACGGUGAGACAGAGAGUGAUACAUGGAGUGGGAUGUGGAGAGACGACGAACCAAAGGCAGUGCUUAACAUAGCCGACAGUUUACUGCCUGUACACUCGGUAGGAACUGGAAGUUCAUCUUUAUUCAGUUCGAGAGUCCUAUACAAUUGGCAAGAUGGCGCACCACACACUGACGACAAUAUUGGUCAUUCUGGCUUUAACACACGCCUCUUUGGCAUUUUCUUUUCGUGGCCUAGACAAGCGCGCUUGUUCUGACUCGAUGGCGUGCUUGGUUCGAGUCCCGAUGUUGGUCGACCUGAUAGAGAAAGAUUUUGCAGGGGCGCUCCUGCCACUGACCUACGAGCCAGUCCUAGACUUCCUGUGCGGACAACGGGAGAACAUCACGGGCUGUCUGACGGACGUCCACUGUGAGGAAACAGAGCACAAGUACACUGGAGGGGCGGUCCUUGAGCUGCUGGAUUAUGCCUGCAACAGUGGCAGGGCUGAUCUGUUGGAAGAGAGGGCCUGCAUCUCCCGAGACGACUUCGAGGAAGGAAUCCUGCAGUGUGCUGGGAUAUUGAGAAUAGAGAGCGACCUCACCUUGACACAGAAGCUGGCCUGGCUGGGGGACAACUCUUGCCAGACAAUUGAUAACAUGUACAAGUGUGUAGAGACGAGCACAGAGCAUGUGUGUUCCGGCCGUGCCGCUCGACUCAUGGGCCAGAUUUACAGAACGAUCAUGAGAGAAGUAGCCCAGGACGCGGAGUGUGAGCAGGACCACUUCUGAUGUGUCCACCGGCUCGAAGAUCCGAGAAUAUACAGCAAAUUUUAACGUUUAACGCUGUGACGAGAUAUAUAAGAUAAGAUAAGAUAAGAUAAGAU
This is a messenger RNA of Aplysia californica (California sea hare), 881 nucleotides long. RefSeq lists its product as uncharacterized. The coding region runs from base 175 to 786 and encodes 203 amino acids. The transcript is spliced from 5 exons. NCBI's taxonomy places the organism in Eukaryota, Metazoa, Mollusca, Gastropoda, Aplysiida, Aplysiidae. The record is from RefSeq and is a predicted model, not a curated record.